This is a messenger RNA of Acanthosepion pharaonis, 600 nucleotides long. NCBI's taxonomy places the organism in Eukaryota, Metazoa, Mollusca, Cephalopoda, Sepiida, Sepiidae. The record is from the annotation of a GenBank genome assembly.
AUGUCUUUUCAUAAAUCUAUCUAUCUAUUUUUUGUCUGUCAGUAUCGUUUUAUAAGGCUGUUUCUAUCUAUCUAUCUAUCUAUCUAUCUAUCUAUCUAUCUAUCCCAGUCUGUUCUUAAGUGUGUUUCUAUCAGAGAAAAUACACUACAUCAUAUAUUAGAUAGGGAAGAAAAAUAUAUCUAUCUAUCUAUCUAUCUAUCUGUCUGUCUGUCUAUCUAUCUAUCUAUCUAUCUAUCUCAUUCUGUUCAAUAUCUAUCUCAUUCUGUUCCACAUCUAUCUAUCUAUCUAUCUAUCUAUCUAUCUAUCUAUCUAUCUAUCUCAUUCUAUUCAAUAUUUAUCUAUCUAUCUAUCUCAUCCUGUUCAAUAUCUAUCUAUCUAUCUAUCUAUCUAUCUAUCUAUCUAUCUAUCUAUAAAAUUCUGUUUAAUAUCUAUCUGUCUAUAUAUCAAAUUCCGUUUAAUAUCUAUCUAUCUAUCUAUCUAUCUAUCUAUCUAUCUAUCAAAUUCUGCUUAAUAUCUAUCAAAUUUGUCUAUCUAUGGUGCUUAUCUAUCUAUCUAUCUAUCUAUCUAUCUAUCUAUCAAUCUAUCUAUCUAUCUAUCUAA